This is a messenger RNA of Cladophialophora yegresii CBS 114405, 4269 nucleotides long. RefSeq lists its product as uncharacterized. The transcript is spliced from 2 exons. Lineage: Eukaryota; Fungi; Ascomycota; Eurotiomycetes; Chaetothyriales; Herpotrichiellaceae. Gene Ontology annotation, molecular function: RNA-directed RNA polymerase activity; RNA binding. The record is from RefSeq and is a predicted model, not a curated record. Gene Ontology annotation, cellular component: nuclear RNA-directed RNA polymerase complex. The coding region runs from base 1 to 4269 and encodes 1422 amino acids. Gene Ontology annotation, biological process: siRNA processing.
AUGGAGCGACUUGCAGCUUCACUGAGGGUGGUGGAUCUAGCACGCCAACCGCUACGCGACGAAGAAUGGAGGACUUGGCCUUCUGUCAAGGCUUACAUUUCUAACCUGCCUCGAGGAGUCACCACCUACGAUAUCCACAGAAAUUUCAGUCGUUUUGGAAAUGUCGAGUUCAUCCGGAUGGAGGAAACCCCUCAGGGUAACUUCGCAGGACAAGCGAUGAUCGUGUUCAAACCACCACCACCGGGAAGAGCACCUUGGGAUGAACAAUUCAUCAACAAAUUCCACUUUCACAGUCGGCGCAAUGAGGGUGAGCCGCUACCCAAGAUCAAGGUUCGAUAUGAAGCCCGGCCGCGCAACCGCUUCGUGGAGAGUCCUGUCCGCCGUGGCGUGAAGUACGAUCCAGAAGUCAUACUGUAUGGAAGUGCAAUCGAUUUUGGCUAUCUUGUUCGACCUGAAUGCAUGGUUGUGAAGGCCACGAAACGGAACCUUCGCGGUGAUGCCGUUCGAUUACGGCUGAACUUGAACAGACUGGAGAUGGAGGUCCACUUUCCUGUUGUUAUCCACUCAAGAGGCAGGGCUGUAGAACGGGCAUACCGGUUCUCUGUCGCACUGGACGAACAGUUCUCUCUGUGCGAAGCCCGCAGCAACGGAUCCACCGGGUUGAUCAUCCACCUGAAUAACACGCCCUGGUACUCCCGGCAAUUGAAGGAGGCAAUGGGAUUGAGUCACGAUGACAACUCGUCCAAGUGGAGCUCAGACGACACAUGGUCGCGCCAGACUGACAUUGUCGACGAGAAGGAAACUUUUCAGAAGAUCAAUGAAACUCCGAUUUCGGUGCAGAAACUUCACAAUAGCAUCGAUAUCGCUCGCUGGACAACUUUCCGCGUUACCAUCAAGCCGGAUAUCGACCGAGACCACAAUUCGCUGGGCCAGUUCCUGACUGCUCUUGCAGACUUCAACAUUCGCGUGAGUCGAGACUCCCCAUUCCAAAUGGUCAUCGGUCCAGAAGGUCCAGCUCCAUUCUGGGACUUUGUCGACGGAACAGGCUCUCAAUCAUGGUCAGAGGAGCUUUUGCUACCGCGCCGCCUUGACUUCGAUCUGAGAUAUCAGCUCGAAGUUUGUGUUUCAAGACGGUGGCUUAAUGAAUACAGCCUCACACGCGAGUUUUUGCAGAAGUUGUCAGACAUGCCAACAAAACGAGCCAAGCAAAUGCUCGUCCACGUCGAUCUACAUCAACAACGUGUCUAUGAGCCCAUGUCCAUCUUCACAGACCUACGCUACACAAAGCCGGUGCUGGCUCGUGCUCCUCCCGCAAAUUGUGCAGAGAUCUAUAGUGCAACAGUGACCGCCACGGGUGUUGUAUUUCACAGCCCUGCAGUCGAGGUCACGAAUCGGAUUGUGCGCAGAUAUUCCAGCGUCAGCAACCAUUUCCUCAGAGUACGGUUCGAAGACGACCCUUACCGCGGACAAACAAGGCUCUGGCCAGCAACAAACGGUAAGAUGAAGCUGAUCUUCGACAGAGUCCGUCGGACGAUGAAGCACGGUAUUGUCCUUGGCGAUCGACGUUACGAGUUUCUUGCUUGGGGAAACUCACAGAUAAGGGAACACGGUGCAUACUUCUUUGCGGCCUCUCAACGUCCACACAUCACUGUUGAUGAUAUCAGAAGGGAUAUGGGCAUCUUUGAUCAUGAAAAGGUCGUCGCCAAGCGAGCUGCACGAAUGGGUCAAUGCUUUGCGACGACAACACCCUGCAAGAUCCUGAACAGAGACAGUCACAGCAGAGAUGCCGACAUACCGGACAUCAAAAACGGCAAAUACAACUUCACCGAUGGCGUUGGCAAAAUAUCCCGUCUCACUGCCCUUCACAUCAAGAACAAACUUAAGCUCGGUGGUGAGGAGCCUCCUUCGGCGUUCCAGUUCAGAUUGGGCGGCUGUAAAGGAGUUCUUGCCCUUGACCCCACCCUCACCAAUUCUGAUGUCAAGAUCCGACCGAGCCAACGGAAGUUCGAUAGCGAAUCAAAUGAGUUGGAGAUCAUUCGGGUCUCUGAAUUCUGGCGACCGUUCUUGAACCGUCAACUCAUCCUUGUGUUGUCGGCACUUGGCGUACCGGAUGCGGUGUUUCUCCGAAUGCAACAAAAAUGCAUUGAAGAUCUGGAUGCCGCCAUGAAAGAUGACACCGUUGCCGUACGAGCCUUGCGGGAGAACGUCGAUCCCAAUUUGAUGACCCCUGUUGUCGCUGCCAUGAUCGAAGCUGGCUUCUCCCAGAUUGAUGAACCAUUUGUUGCCUCCCUAGUACGACUCUGGAGAGCAUGGACGCUGAAGUAUCUGAAGGAGAAGGCUAAGAUCCCAGUGUCCCAAGGUGCCUUCGUCCUGGGUGUCGUUGACGAGACUGGCAUGCUCUCCGGUCACAUUAACGACCUUCAGCCCGGGCCAAACGCCAGCCGGGAGGAAAGAGAGAAAGCCUUGCCUGAGGUUUUCAUCCAAUACACAGAUCCGCACAAAAAAGUCCGCUGUAUCUAUGAAGGAAUUUGUAUCAUCGCUCGCAACCCAUCUCUGCAUCGCGGCGAUAUCCGGGUCGUCAGAGCUGUCAACUGUCCCCAGCUGCGGCACAUGUGCGAUGUGCUGGUCAUGCCCUCGGUUGGUGACCGAGAUUUGCCCAGCAUGUGUUCUGGUGGUGAUCUCGACGGGGACGAUUAUAUCGUCAUCUGGGAUCCCGAAUUGCUUCCUGAGGAGUGGAAUGCCGAACCGUUUCAUUACAACGCACCAGAGCCCGUCAAAAAGGAAAAUGUCUCGAUCGACGACAUCAUCAACUUCUUCUACGAUUACAUGCAGAAUGACUAUCUAGGAAGGAUUGCACAUGCGCACCUUGCUGCUGCUGACUCUCUACCCGAUGGCAUCGACAGCGAGCAAUGCUUGAAGCUUGUCGAGCUCCAUUCCAUGGCCGUUGACUAUCCCAAAACCGGCGUUCCCGCACUCAUGACCCGGGAUUUGGAGCGAAGCCAGUGGCCUCAUUUCAUGGAGAAGAAACGAUCAGAUGAGUAUCGCUCGAAACAGAUUCUGGGCCGGUUAUACGACGCGGUUGGGAAAGCAAAGUUCGAGCCACACCUCUUGGGAGAUUUUGAUAAACGGAUCCUGAUACAUGCCCCACAAGAGGAAGUCUUUGGGUUUGUCCGCAGACUCAAGGAGAGUUAUGACGAGAGCAUGCGACGUGUCAUGGCCCAACACCAAAUUGCGUCUGAAUUCGAAGUUUGGUCUACUUUUGUGUUGCACCACAGCAAAGCGUCCAAAGACUACAAAUUCCAUGAAGAAAUUGGACAGCACGCCAAGACUCUGAAAGAUCAAUACUAUGCGGCGUUCCUGGAAGAGGCUGGUGGACAUGACCUGGCAAAGCUGCGACCAUAUGCCAUUGCGGCUUACCACAUCACCCACGAAGAAUAUCAGAAAGCUAGGAAACGAGAAGAGGGCAACGGAUCAGAAGACGAAGAUGGUUCUGCUCUCUCAAGCGAAUCUUCUGGCUCUGUUUUCUCUGCUUCAACCCCUGCCACUGGCGUACCUUUCAUCAGCUUCCCUUGGGUACUCCAGGAGACACUACAACAGAUUGCAAGGAAUACCGCCAUCGACGCAGAUGAGUGUGCGCUGCAGGUGGAACACUCAACUACCAGCGUGCGAAACGACAAAGAGGAUGAUGGACUCGAUCCUGAAAGAACCAUAUCCAGAUGGACACACAGUGGAGACCACUUGCAAGAUCCGUACGUGCCUGUCCUGGUCGAUACUGAAGCCGGACAGGACGAACCGGGGGCCGUGCCAAACUAUGAGCCGCUUGAGACAACAGGAUUGGAAUCAUCGCCGUCGCUUGCGAGGCGAGAAUCAUUGGGAGAAAUUGUGCCCACAAAGCCGCCAACCACCGCUGAAUCUGGCUGCCGAAAUGAUCGUUUUCCAUCCGGCACUAGGCCCAUGGUCUCGCCCAAUGCGCCUUCAGUGGUCUCGAACGGUGGGAGCUCAUCUCUCACAAAUCCAGACGACGUGUAUCCUCCAUUGUCGGAUCUGGCCCGUACUGACGAGAGGUCGCCAGACUUUGCCAGUGUGUCUGGUAUGACUCCGACCGAGGAAGUCCAGUCGUCAAGUCCGGUGAAACUGACCGAUGCACGUCAUACUCUAUCAAAGGGCAAUGAGUUGCGGCCAUUCAAAGAUCCAGGGUCGAUAGCAGAAGGCGGCAUUCACGCGUUAGCGAAAGAUUCCGACGACGAUGACGAUGAUUUCGCUUUCUGA